This is a messenger RNA of Nanorana parkeri, 667 nucleotides long. Its product is annotated as malonyl-CoA decarboxylase, mitochondrial-like. Gene Ontology annotation, biological process: malonyl-CoA catabolic process; acetyl-CoA biosynthetic process; fatty acid biosynthetic process. The record is from RefSeq and is a predicted model, not a curated record. Bases 62 to 667 code for a protein of 201 amino acids. Gene Ontology annotation, cellular component: mitochondrial matrix; peroxisomal matrix. Gene Ontology annotation, molecular function: malonyl-CoA decarboxylase activity. NCBI's taxonomy places the organism in Eukaryota, Metazoa, Chordata, Amphibia, Anura, Dicroglossidae. The transcript has a single exon.
GAAGCGUUCUAACAGAAGGUGUCAGCUGCCAAGGGGGACUCCCCAGUCCUGGGCUGGUAUCAUGCGCCUGGCUCACUUGCUGCUCCCUCAUCGCCUGCAGCGAGUGGCAGCUCUUAGCUUUGCCUUGUGCGGCCAGGGGAGGCUGCUUUCUCCGCCCAUGCCCUUACAUCAAGCUGGGGUCUCCUUCAGGCAGGUCAGCUCCAUGCCAACAGUCACGAUGAAGGACAUCCUGAGCAAAUGUGUGCCCCCCCUACCCCCCUACGAGACCAAAGACAAGACCCCGCCUCCCCCUGAGCCGCAGAGCUUGCACUUUAUUCAGCACUACAAGAGCCUGGAUUUGGGCCAGAGGGCAGCCCUGCUGGGGGAGCUGGCGGCCAGCUAUGGGGUGGAUCACUCCCAGGUGGUGGAACUCAGCGGCAAACUGGUCCAGGAUCAGCAGACGAGGGACCUGGGCACCGUGCUGCAGGUGGAGGACCGGCUCAGGUACUACCUCACCCCCCAGUACAAAGUGCUCUUCCUCCAUGUCAGCAAGCUGGAGGGGGGCAUGAAGUUCCUGGUGGACCUGAGAGCCGACAUCAUAGCGAGCAUGACGUCCAAGCUGGCCGACGGUCCUCAUAUCAGGGUGAGCCCCCCCCAAAAUAUGUAUUGGUUGCUUUGGAAAGUAUAA